Carassius carassius (crucian carp) is the source of this 2102-nucleotide messenger RNA. Its product is annotated as ankyrin repeat domain-containing protein 65-like. The transcript is spliced from 6 exons. Lineage: Eukaryota; Metazoa; Chordata; Actinopteri; Cypriniformes; Cyprinidae. Gene Ontology annotation, cellular component: nucleus; cytoplasm. Gene Ontology annotation, molecular function: protein binding. The coding region runs from base 544 to 1878 and encodes 444 amino acids. The record is from RefSeq and is a predicted model, not a curated record.
CUCUCUCUAUCUCUCUCUCAUCUGUGCCAUCAUACAAUAACAGUGCUCUAAAAGCCUAUUCUCACCAUAGCAACCUCAGAUGAACAUAAAACACUUAACCGAUAUCAGAGGGGGUGGAAAGACCGGACUUACAUGUUAUGUCACUCUGAGAAAUCUGUUCAUCAGCACACUGGAGAGAAGCAAGACAUCAUGGAGUAACUGGCACUCACAGAUACUUGGCAAGGGCAGGAGCCAGUUGUCCGCCCACAUAAUCCCGAACUCCCACGACAUGACAGGCUGUACACGCCUCCAGAUCUCCUGUGGCUCAAAGCUUGAUAUGGGACAUGCAUUCACACUAACAAAACACUUAAACUGUAAUCUUUUUUAACUACAUCUCUUUUCGUCUUGUCAGUAUGAGUGCACACACUGCACAAAAGUUCACCCAAAAAUGAAAAUUCUGUCAUUAUUUCACUCAGUCUGGUGUCCAGAUCUACAUGACUUACUUUCUUCUGUGGAACAUAAAAGAAGAUUCAGAGGAAAUGUCUUUUUUGGCCCAUACAAUGGAUGACGGUGGUCACAUUCUUCAAAAAUCCACAAAUGAAAGAAAGUCAUACAGACUAUUCUCCUGCCAUGGCCCAUGCAGGCCCAGAGGUGCAGUGGAGGUGGUUGGAGCUCCAUGACUCUGUGUCUCUGGGGUCUGUGGAGAGGAAGGUCCGGACGGCUGCAGGGACCAGACAGUGGAGGAUACAUCGUCGACCCAAACCCAGACACUCUUUCCUGGAUGAGCGCAGACUGCAUCAUGCUGCUUGGGAGGGAUGUCUGGACCAAGUCAAGACCAUGCUGGAAUGUGGCGUGCCUGCUAACUGCCAGGACCCGUAUGGUUGGACAGCUGUCCACCACGCCUCUUUUAAGGGUCAUCUCAUGCUGAUCAAGUUCCUGUUGCAAACCGGCCAGGUGGAGGUAAAUAGCCAAGACUUCUUCAACUGCACUCCCCUGCACCGCUCCUGCAGUGGAGGAAACCCAGAGACCACAGACCUUCUCCUCCAGAAGGGGGCGUCUCAUUCAGCGAGGUCCUGCUCCGGCCAGACGCCCCUUCACCUGGCUGCAGCCAGCGGACACCUGGGAACAGCUCGGGUUCUGCUGCAGCACUUGGCCUCACCAGACCCCGAGGACUUUCAUAAGUGGACGCCCCUGCACUGGGCAAUUUUUGGAGGCUGGGGGGAUUUGGCAGAGCUCCUGUUAGAUAAUGGGGCAGACGUAGAGGGAGGAAAAGGUGUGGGCAUGAGCCCUCUACAGCUGGCGGUGUUGGUGGGAAAUGAGGCAGGGGUGAGGCUACUGCUCCACCGAGGUGCAGAUGCCAAUAUGAGGGGUCCUAACGGCCACACAGCCAUACACCUUUGUGCCGGCUCUGGAGACAAGAAGAUCCUCCAGCUGCUGUUAACAGGAGGGGCCAAGGUUGAUGUCAGGGAUGGAGAUGUGGCAUCUCCACUGCAUCUGGCUGCCCGCAGUGGCUACAGGGCUGUGGUGCACUUGUUGAUUCUGAAUGGAGCAGGACUUGAGGACAGGGACAACCUCAAAAUGACACCACUGCACUACUCAACACUCAGGGACAACGUUGAGGCUGCCAAACUGUUGCUGCACUAUGGUGCAGAUGUGAAUGCCGUGGAGAGGCUUGGACAGACACCUAUGCACUUGGCCUCUGAGAGGGGUCACUGCAAGGUUCUCAAGGUUCUGCUAGACAAAGGUGCUGAUCCCGCUAUAAGGAGCAGCUGGAGAGAGACAGCAGAGGAUGUUGCAAGGACACACAGUCAGCUAGACAUAGUCCAGCUCCUUCAGCAACACCAGGCGGUCAGGAUGAGAGAUCAAGCACAGGACCGUGUGGAGGGAGAGAAGAAAUAACAGUCAAUUAAGGCCUGUACGCAUUUAGAAUUAAAGCUACAAUGAUAGCUAUAACUAUAAAGUAUUAUUAAUCAUUCUAAUUCCAACUAUAAUGACAUAGAGGUAUAAUAUCCAUGGGAUUACUUUCAAAAGGACUUUCUUUCCAGCUGAUGAAUGAUUAAAACAUUGACAGCCAAUCAAAAUCCACUUGACUUUAAAGGGCUCAAGUUGUUGUUAUAGUUAUC